GUGGCAAGGCGGCGGUGUGGUGAUGUUCGUGUUGAGACUCGGUACAGUUGGUAGGAUUGGGCAGUGUGGCGCCAGCUAGUAGUGGAGGUGGUUGUCUGCUCGUCCUGCUCCUGGUAGUAAAUGACAUUUCUUUUGGUGUGGGCGUGUGGCCAGCUUCCGUAGGUGCCGCGAGUGUGUCGUUGACCGGUGCCCUGUUGUGAGACCCUCCCCACGUCUACUGCAUGCCCUUAUAUCCAUACAGUAGUGCACCAGUGUCUUGCCUUCACUCCUAGCCUUAAGAAACACCACCACCACUACUACCACCACCACCAUGGCCAUGCUCAGGGGUUACCUUUAUGUGGAUAUCAUUGAAGCAGAUAACUUACCUGACUGUGACACUGCAUUCUUCAAUAUCGAUCCCAAGGAUACAUCAGAUGCUUUUGUCCAGAUCAAGAUUGGUAGCUCUAUCAUCUGCAAGACAGCAGUAAUUAAUAAUGAUCUUUCUCCCAAGUGGCAGGAGUCUCACAGGAUUCCUGUGUGUCACAAAGCAGAUGAACUACAGAUCCAGGUGCUUGAUAAGGACCACUUUAAUGCCGGAAUACUUGGGGAGGUAAGCAUCCGCCCAGAAGACCUCUUGGAUGGGGAGACACUGGAGGGCUGGUAUCCACUGUCUGGUUGUGAUGGACGCAUCAAUCUCACAAUGAACUAUGUUCCUAAAGAAGCAAUUGAAGCCACGUUUGAAGUGCCAGAUUGUUACUUCCCUCUUCGUGAAGGGUGUGGUGUCACCCUGUACCAAGAUGCUCAGUGCCCUGCCAUGCCUUUCUUUGAGAGUGUCCCAACAGCCACUGGAGAACCCUAUGAGCCUCCCUGUGCCUGGAAAGACCUCUAUUAUGCACUUAAUAAUGCACAGAGGUUCAUUUAUAUCACAGGAUGGAGUGUCUACACUGACAUAACACUGGUGAGGGUAGAGGGUGAUCAGGAAGAGGAGGGUGUAGGAGAGACUGUGGGAGAGCUACUAAAGAGGAAAGCUGGAGGUGUUAGGGUACUGGUGAUGGUGUGGAAUGAGAAAAUGAGCACUGGCGUCACUGCAGGGCUCAUGGGCACCCACGAUGAGGAAACACGUGCCUACUUUGAGGACUCGGAGGUGCAUGUGGCAGUAGUGCCUCGAGUCAAGCUGCUGGAGGGUGUAACUGCCUUCUUCCGGGACCAAUUUUCCCAGACCUGCUACACUCACCACCAGAAGACGGUUAUUCUGGACUGUCCGCCUGCAGAGGAUGAGGAGCUGCCACGAAUCCAGGCCUUUGUUGGGGGUCUGGAUAUCACUGAUGGCCGCUAUGACACACCAGAGCAUGAGCUGUUCAGAACAUUACAUUCUGUCCACCAGGGUGACUUUUAUAAUGGUGUAACUACCACUACCUGUGAUGAAGGCCCUCGCCAACCUUGGCAUGAUAUCCAUUGCCAUGUCAGUGGCCCAAUAGCUCAGGAUCUCAUGGACAACUUCACUGAACGCUGGCGAAGGCAGGUCAGUGAUCAGGAGUCAGCGCUGCUCCCAAUCUCUGAGGAAGAGUUCAUAAUAGAUACACCAAUACCCUGUGAUGAGGCAGAGGCUUGGAGUGUCCAGUUGUUCAGGUCUAUUACAUCUGAUUCUGCUCUAUUUAAUUUUGACAGAAUACAUGCCAUCCCUAAGAGGAAGGGAAAGUAUGUUGACGACAGUAUCCACCGGGCAUACAUCCACCACAUCCGCCGUGCAGACAGCUUCAUCUUUGUGGAGAACCAGUACUUCCUGGGAUCUGCCUACAGCUGGAAUGAUGAGCAGAGUACCAAGGCUCAUCAUCUCAUUCCACAGGAGAUCACACAGCGGAUUGUGGAGAAAAUUAAUUCUGGAGAACACUUUGUUGCCUAUGUUGUGGUGCCCAUGUUCCCUGAAGGAGAUCCCACCAGUGCCCCAGUGCAGGAGAUCCUCCAUUGGCAGCACCGCACCAUGGAAAUGAUGUAUGGUGGCAUUGCAGAGGCUAUUGAAGCCAAUGAACUGGAUACUCAUCCCAGGGACUACCUUACCUUCUUCUGCCUGGGCAAGGGUGAGUGCCCUGAGGACAUUCCUGAGGAUCUACAGUCACCAGAACCUGAAACUCCGGCCAGUUUGCUGCGCGAGAAGGCUCGUCUUAUGAUAUAUGUUCAUUCCAAGAUGAUGAUCGUGGAUGAUGAUUACAUCAUUGUGGGAUCAGCCAACAUCAACCAGCGCAGCAUGGGUGGCACCCGUGACACGGAGAUUGCUGUAGGUGCCUUGCAGCCACUGCAGACACGGGAAGUGUGUGGGGAGCCUCGUGGGGGAGUGUUCCAGUUCAGGAUGGCACUGUGGGGAGAACACCUUGGGGGCUUGGAGGAGGUAUUUUACAACCCAGGUUCUCUUGACUGUGUGCGUGCUGUCAAUGAAUAUGCAGAUGCCAACUGGCAAGCAUAUGCAGCAGAUGAGCCAUGCAGAAUUGACAGUCACUUACUGGCCUAUCCAGUUUCAGUGGGACAAGAUGGGUCAGUUACUUCCUUAGAAGGAUCAGAGAACUUCCCAGACACUGAAGCUCCUGUGCUGGGAUCUCCAAACUUCCUUCCUAACAAGCUUACUACAUAAGAAAGCUGCUCAAUAUACUUUGUAAUAUUUGCUGCUAACAGUAUCAGAUUGGUGAUAGCUUACAUGUGCCUCUUUAUUAAACCUCACGUGCUUUAUGUGAUAGAAACAAAUUCAAAGUCUAUGUAAUAGCUAGUUUUUGUGGUGGCUGCUAUAAAUCAGAGAAAGUAUUAUAGAUUUGGGUUGCUUUAUUUUUUAUAGAAUAUACAUACUUAUAUGAAAAUAAUGUGUGAUUGGGCUAUACGACUUAAUAGAUUUAGGAAUGAUAUUGCAUGAAUCGGCUUCCACAGCUGCAACCGAGAUACCUGCCAAAGAUAGGUCUAGCUAAUUGUAAUUUACAGUUCUGGAAAAGCAGCUACAAAAUGUUCAUGAUGACACUUAUUUUUUGCAGAAGUUUACUGCAACAAAUGUAUAAAUGCAGUUAAAGUGACACAAGAUCUGUUAGCAUUUGGUCUUAUUUAAGAUUUGCCUAUGCAAUGAUUUUGUAACUGGUAUUGUGUUCAGGGAAACUGAUAUUAAUAAUUUAUAUAGAAAGUUAGCUUUAUUUGUAUAGCAUCCAUAUUUAAGGUGUCUAUCACAACAUUCUCAUAGUGUACUCAAGAAGGAAAACCUUUCAUGAUAUAAGGUUUUGGAGAAAUAUUGCAUUUACUGUUGCACAUAGUUUUUUUAGUCCAUUGCAAAUCAAAUUUAGAAGCAGUGUGUGACAUAAGCUUUGUGUUAGAAAUAUGUUCACAUAUUGUCUAAUGAUUGAUCAGAUUUUUGUUUGUUAGUCCAAAGUUUAGUAUUAAAGCUUCAUUGUUCUACAAUCAGCAUAUAUUUACCUUACAACUAGAUGAAGGAGUUCUGGAAAGAUUAGGUUUGUGCCUUUAUGGUGGUGAUGGUGUGUGGCUGGAUGUUCAAGGUCAGAGUGGCCAGAGUAGUGAAGGAAGUGUCAGCACAACUGUAGUUGUUUUGGAUGUACAAUGAAUCUCUGAAAAGUGAUGGGUGAUGCACUGGUAGAUUAUUACAUUGUCAGAAGCAAAUUGGUUUGAUUUUCUGAUGUGUGUAACUUGUCAGCAUGUGUGUGGUUUCUGUUACAAUUCACCAUUCACAUUGAGACUUUGACAUUUCUUCCCCAUGUGAUUGAAUGGUGCUAUGUUUAGCUUCUUUGUGUUUAUACCAUUCAGAGCAUGUUCUUAAUUUUGUACCUAGAGAACAAAUAUUAAUGUUGUUUUCCACAUUUA
Portunus trituberculatus (swimming crab) is the source of this 3825-nucleotide messenger RNA. Its product is annotated as phospholipase D alpha 1-like. The record is from RefSeq and is a predicted model, not a curated record. Lineage: Eukaryota; Metazoa; Arthropoda; Malacostraca; Decapoda; Portunidae. Gene Ontology annotation, biological process: phospholipid catabolic process. Gene Ontology annotation, molecular function: D-type glycerophospholipase activity. Gene Ontology annotation, cellular component: plasma membrane.